Molecule: messenger RNA, 4653 nt
Organism: Anthostomella pinea
Lineage: Eukaryota; Fungi; Ascomycota; Sordariomycetes; Xylariales; Xylariaceae
Source: the annotation of a GenBank genome assembly
AUGAUUCCCCGUACCAUGACCUCGAACGAGGUCUAUGUCCUACCUCUGAAGGACAAUGGCGCUCCUGCUGUACCGGGCGAGUAUAUUUACUUGGCCACGCGGUCUGAAGAUCCAAUAACAGUUCGUUUCGCCAUUGAGGGCACUUCCUCCAUAUGCCGACAGGGCAGCCUCUGGGUCAACAUUCCGGAGCGAGGCGACGAGUUCCACAGAAACGAGUUCCGGGAAUACAAACUAGAGCCCGAUUUCAAUCGAACCCUCGAAAUCUCCAUUCCUAUCUACGAAGCCGGUGCAUUCGCCUUUUACACCACGUACGCUGAGCUCCCCGAGCUGUCGAGCACUGUGGGCUCCAGCGAGUCAGCUUCAACCCAAACCAAAAAUACCCAGCUCUACUACAUCGAUGUUGCUCCGCGUCUCUCCCUGGACGGACGGCCGUUGCCUCUGCCCGCGCUCUCUGUCUUCUCCGUAAUCAGCAAAUUCAUGGGCAAAUACCCGUCUGAUUGGGAAAAACACCUGCGGGGCAUCAGUGGCCGUGGAUACAACAUGAUACACUUCACACCUCUCCAAGUGCGUGGGGCUUCAAAUUCUCCAUACAGCUUGUACGAUCAGCUGGGAUGGGAUCCCCAGUGCUUCCCAGAAGGGGAGAAGGACGUGCAGCAGAUGGUUCAAAGCUUGGAACAGAACCAUUCGCUCCUCAGUCUGACCGACAUAGUCCUCAACCACACCGCAAACAACAGCAAGUGGCUGCUGGAACACCCCGAUGCCGGAUACAACCUCAACACGGCGCCCUGGCUGGAAUCUGCGUAUCUGCUCGACACCCAGCUGCUGAAGUUUGGUUCCCAGUUAGAGGAGCUGGGAUACCCCAAGGAGCUGAAGUCUACCGAUGACCUUGUCAAGGUCAUGGAUGGUAUCAAGAAGCACGUGGUUGCCGAGAUUCGUCUCUGGGAAUACUAUGCAAUUGAUGUUGACAGGGAUGUCGAUGCUGCCAUUGAAUCAUGGUCCGCAGGAAAAUUAAGUGUUCCCAAUGGCUCUGUGGGCGGUGACGUUGAUCAUCUCAAAGACGCCAGCCUGACAGAGCAGGCUGUAUACCUUACACAGAAUGGUCUGCUUAGAAAUGACCGACUUGGCUCGCGCUUCCGCAGGCGCAUCGAUCCUCAGGUCUCCGCUGCACUGGCAGCCGCGAUGUUUGGCAAGUACCGUGGAGAAGCUGAUGAGACAGUCAUCCGCUCCAAACUGACCGCGCUUUUCGACGUGGUCAACGUUCCUUACUACGAAGAAUACGACAAGGAGAUUGGGGACAUCCUGCAGCAGCUCUUCAACAGGAUCAAGUAUGUUCGCAUCGAUGACCAUGGCCCGAAACUUGGUGUGAUUAACGAGGAGAAUCCUCUGAUCGAGUCUUACUUCACUCGCUUGGACAAGGCAGAAGCGUCGAGCAAUUUAACACCCGAAGACCUUGUGCUUGUAAAUAAUGGCUGGGUCUGGGCUGGAAACGCCCUGGUUGACAAUGCCGGCCCGCAGUCUCGGGUGUAUCUACGCAGAGAAGUCAUCGUUUGGGGAGACUGCGUCAAGCUCCGGUACGGCAGCGGUCCUCAGGAUAGUCCGUGGCUGUGGGACUACAUGACAAAGUACGCUCGCACCUUGGCGAAAUACUUCGCCGGGUUCCGGAUCGACAACUGUCACUCAACACCCCUACACGUCGCAGAGCACAUACUAGAUGAAGCUCGGCGAGUACGGCCGAAUCUGUACGUUGUGGCAGAGCUCUUCACGGGUUCUGAAGAGAUGGAUUAUGUCUUUGUGAAGAGGCUUGGUCUGAGCUCAUUAAUCCGGGAAGCCAUGCAAGCUUGGAGCACCGGAGAACUCAGCAGAUUGGUGCACCGUCAUGGCGGCCGGCCGAUUGGCAGUUUUGAGGUCGAUGAAGUCACUAAGGGGAACAACAGUGGCAGUCCCCCUACUAGUCCUGGGCCCAAUGAAGCAGGGACGACGCGGGAGGUAAUCCGCAACAUCAAGCCUGUCCCGAUUCAGGCACUGUUUAUGGAUUGUACACACGACAACGAAGUUCCUGCGCAGAAGCGGGAUGCGCGCGACACUUUGCCAAAUGCUGCGCUGGUAUGCAUGUGUGCCAGCGCAACAGGAAGCGUCAUGGGCUACGACGAGAUCUACCCAAAGCUUGUCGACCUGGUCAAUGAGACAAGACUCUACACAUCUGAGUCAUCGUCAGCAAAAGACAUCAAGGUCGGCGGUGGCAAAGGUGGUAUUGGUGGCGUCAAGAAACUGCUCAACCAGAUUCAUACGUUGAUGGGCAAGGAUGGCUACGACGAAACGCACGUCCACCAUGAGGAUCAGUAUGUCACAGUUCACAGAGUACAUCCCGAAUCAAGGAAAGGCUACUUCCUAAUCGCCCACACUGCGUAUCCAGGCUAUGGAAAUGGCAACGGCGCAUUCAGCGCUGUCCAUCUUGGCGGCACUAAGGCGCGCCAUCUGGGAAGUUGGAUGCUGGAAGUCGAUGCGGGCGACGAAGCCCGGAAGGAUGUGGAAAGCGACAAGAAGUAUCUGCGAGGCCUUCCGAGCCGCGUAGUGGAUGUGCCAGGUAUUCGCAUGGAAGUCAAGAGCGAUGAAACUGUCAUCACGGUCCGCGACAAGUUCCCGCCGGGAAGCAUUGCCCUGUUCGAAACUUGGAUUCCAGCUGCGGAGCAUUCGACCGGCUUGGAUCACUACGUCACGUCUGGGGCCAAGGCGGCGAUGGCGGAGUUGGAUUUGGUUGACCUCAACUUUCUGUUGUAUCGAUGCGAACCUGAAGAGCGCGAUGGCAGUGCAGGUAAGGAUGGCGUUUAUGACAUCCCGGGCCAUGGCAAGAUUGUGUACGCCGGUCUUCAGGGCUGGUGGAGUUUGAUGAAAGAUAUCAUCAAAGACAACAACCUGGCCCACCCACUUUGCCAAAACCUCCGCGACGGUCAAUGGGCAUUGGACUUCAUAGCCGGACGUCUUGAGAGAAUCAGUCAAGAGCCCGAGUUUGCGGGACUUGCCAAGCCAGCAGCAUGGCUGAAGGAGAGGUUCGAAGCCAUUCGCAGCAUCCCAAGUUUCCUCCUGCCCCGCUACUUUGCGCUUGUCCUACGGACCGCGUACAUGGCGGCGUGGGAGAGAGGCCUAGAGCUGACCAACGACAAUGUGCGCAAUGGUCAGUGGUUCCUCCAGAGCCUGGGCAUGGUCAGUGUGCAACAAACGGGCCUGGUCAAGUCAGGCUCGCUCUGGCCGAAGAAGCUGGUCCCGUCUCUUGCUGCCGGGUUGCCACACUUCGCUGUAGAAUGGGCACGAUGCUGGGGUAGGGAUGUCUUCAUAUCCCUGCGUGGUCUCUAUUUAGGGACUGGCCGGUUCGACGAAGCCGCCGAGCACAUAUUCGCAUUUGCCAGUGUCCUCAAGCAUGGCAUGAUCCCCAACCUCUUGGGCAGUGGAAACCUUCCAAGGUACAACAGCCGUGACUCGAUCUGGUUCUUCUUUCAAUGUAUCCAAGACUACACUCAAUAUGCGCCAGAUGGGUUGAAACUUUUGACGAAAAAGGUCAAGAGGAGAUUCCUGCCAUACGACGACACAUGGUUCGACUCUGAUGACCCCAGAGCAUACUCGAAGGAGAGCCUGAUCCAGGAAGUCAUCCAAGAAGCUAUGCAGCGUCACGCUUCGGGCAUGAAGUUCCGUGAAGCGAAUGCCGGGCCUGGCAUUGACAUGCAGAUGAGCGACGAAGGGUUCAACAUUUCAAUCAACGUCGACUGGUCGAACGGUAUUAUCUUCGGAGGCAACCAGCACAACUGCGGUACCUGGAUGGACAAGAUGGGCGAGAGCGAAAAAGCGGGUUCCAAGGGACAUCCAGGAACUCCUCGCGACGGCGCUGCCAUCGAGAUCACAGGUCUCCUCUACAGCACCUUGACGUGGCUCGCGAAACUCAAUGCUGAGGGUAAAUACCCCCACAAGGGUGUCACCAAGCCAGACGGCUCCGAGAUCACCUUCUCCGCCUGGGCCGAACUAGUCAAGUCGAGUUUCGAGCACAGCUACUACGUACCAACCAAUUCUUCCGAGGACGGCCAAUAUGCUGUAAACUCCAGCAUAGUGAACCGACGUGGUAUCUACAAGGACCUUUUCCGCUCCGGUAAGGAAUACGAGGAUUACCAGUUACGGCCCAACUUUGCUAUCGCCAUGACCGUUGCGCCGGAGCUUUUCAACCCAGAACACGCCAUGGGUGCCUUGGUUCUUGCAGACAAAGUCUUGCGAGGGCCUACUGGCAUGGCCACGCUCGACCCAGCAGACCUGAACUACCGGCCGUACUACGUCAACAGCGAGGAUUCGAAUGACUACGCGACAUCGAAGGGGCGAAACUACCAUCAGGGACCCGAAUGGUUAUGGCCUACUGGGUUCUUCCUCCGCGCGCUCCUGAAGUUUGACCUCCAGAGAAGAAGCACGAAAGAGGGGCGUGUCGAGGCCUUCCAGCAGGUGACAAGGCGACUUGGUGGGUGCAAGGAGAUGAUUAAGCAAAGCCCAUGGGCUGGCUUGACGGAGCUCACACAGAAGGAUGGCCAGGACUGCCCCGACUCGAGUCCCACACAGGCGUGGAGUGCGGGCUGCCUAAUCGAUCUGUAUAUGGAUGCGGCCCAGUACACGAUGGAGUGA